UAUCCCUAGUUUCCUCUUCCAAACACCUCAUCAGAGCCAUUCGUUACCUCUUCUCCUUCUUCCGAAGAAUGGAGUCGUCUUCUUCAGUUGAUGUUGAUACUCCUGCUUUCGAUCCUUUAAAACCUUCCGCACCAGUUUCUUUCCCUAUUAGAAACCUCGAUGAUCUCGAGUCGAGGUCGUACUUCGACUCCUUUCACUUUCCUUUCAACAAAGCUUCUGUUCCUCUUCCCUCUGCUUCGGCUUCGUUGCCAGAUCGUUCCAGGAUUCUUGUCUGCCAUGACAUGGCGGGAGGGUACCUUGACGACAAGUGGAUCCAGGGAGGGAGUAAUUCUGAAGGCUAUGCCAUCUGGCAUUGGUAUUUGAUGGAUAUUUUCGUUUACUUCUCGCAUACUCUGGUUACAAUCCCGCCGCCGUGUUGGACAAACACUGCCCACACCCAUGGUGUUAAGGUACUGGGCACAUUCAUCACAGAGUGGAAGGAAGGGAAAGUUGUUUGCGACAAGCUUUUGUCAUCAAAGGAGUCUGCUCAAAUGUAUGCUGAACGCCUGGCAGAGCUUGCUGCUGCUUUGGGCUUUGAUGGUUGGCUGAUCAAUGUGGAGAAUAGACUGGACUCAUGGCAAAUCCCUAAUAUGAAAGAAUUUCUUGGUCAUUUAACUAACGCAAUGCACUCCUCAGUUCCUGGAUCUUUGGUUAUAUGGUAUGACAGUGUUACCAUAAAUGGUCAUCUUAAGUGGCAAGAUAAAUUGAACGAGUACAAUAAGCCUUUUUUUGAUUUAUGUGAUGGCAUAUUUGUAAAUUAUACCUGGAAGGCAAAUUAUCCAAAGCUUUCAGCAGCUGCUGCUGGUGAGAGGAAGUCUGAUGUGUACAUGGGUAUUGAUGUUUUUGGAAGGAAUACAUAUGGUGGUGGACAAUGGAAUAGCAAAGUUGCACUCGAUGUACUAAAGAAGGAUGGCGAUGGUGUCUCAGCUGCCAUAUUUGCUCCUGGAUGGGUCUACGAAACGAAGCAAUUGCCUGACUUUCAAACUGCACAAAGCCGUUGGUGGGACCUUAUUGAGCAAUCAUGGGGAAUACUUCAAUUCUACCCAAAGGUUCUACCAUUCUACUCCAAUUUUGAUCAGGGUCAUGGUUGCCAUUUCUCUGUCGAAGGAACGCAAGUAGGAGAUGAUCCUUGGUAUAACAUUUCUUGUCAAAGCUUUCAGCCCGUCCUUGACAAUAAUGUGGAUUCUACACUGAACACAUUACAGGUCCUUGUCAACUUUAAAGAUGCAUCUUAUAGUGGAGGAGGGAACAUCACAUUUAAAGGAACUCUCGAAGACAGUGGUUAUUUCACAACACAGCUCUUUUGCGGGAAACUACCGUUGGCUGAUCUACCAGUUCAUUUUACAUAUUCUGUGAGAUCAGAUGGGAGCUCUUGUUUGGGACUCGUCCUUGAGUUAGUUUCUAGCACAAGUGGAAAAGAGUUGGUCCUUCUUGCUUCCUGGGGGAGCACCUUAGAAACCAUGAACCAGUUCUCAAGCAAAUUCGAUAAAGUCGUUAUGCCACGCCAAGUUAGACAUAUGACAAAAGAAACUGAGGCGGUCCCAGGAUGGGUCAUACAUGAGACUAGCAUCGCAAUGAAUGGUUACACCUUAACAGAAAUCGGGGUUGUCUGCUAUAAGUUAAAGCCUGAAUUUAAUGAUUUGAGAUUACAGCAAGUCCACAGGUCAGAUGACCAAGCCACAAAAUUGGUUACUAGUCCAUCAGAGUAUUAUGCUUCUCUUGGUCAUAUCAGCAUUAGACAUUAUGAGCAGAAAGAUUUCCCACCUUCCUUAUCUUGGGAGGUCAAGGGUCAGUAUAUUUCAUGGGCCUCAAACUCUCAAGGUGUCAGGACAGUAAGUAUUAAGAUUGUUUGGAUGUUGAAAGGAGGGGAUAGUUCUGUGUUUCCUAAAUAUAUUAUGUAUGUCCAGAGAAUUGCAGAAAAUGUGGUUGCAGAUGCCACAAGUGAAGAAAUCAAGGACUAUCUGGGUGUAGCACGAGUGCAAGCUUUCUAUGUUUCUGAUCUCGUGGUUCCCCCAGGUAUUUCCAGUCUCAAAUUCUUCAUUCAAGUUUGUUGUGUUGAUGGGGUUUGCCAGCAGCUCGAUAAUUCUCCAACAUUAUUAUUGGAUGUCGAAGGUAUAUAAAAGCCUUCUGUUGGUCGGAAAUGAACCCUAGUGGUUUUACCCAAUCCAAUUAUUAGACGAGUUGACUUAUGCCAAUUCAAGCUUGGGGUGAAUAAAAGCAGGUGCGAUUGGAUUUAGAUUACCUCCCUUCACAAAGUCUAUUUGAUCUUUCUUCAUUUAAUAAUGUUUUUAGUCUGGCACAUACUGCAGGAUA
Telopea speciosissima is the source of this 2352-nucleotide messenger RNA. RefSeq names its product cytosolic endo-beta-N-acetylglucosaminidase 1-like. Gene Ontology annotation, biological process: protein deglycosylation. The coding region runs from base 69 to 2159 and encodes 696 amino acids. Gene Ontology annotation, molecular function: mannosyl-glycoprotein endo-beta-N-acetylglucosaminidase activity. Gene Ontology annotation, cellular component: cytoplasm. Lineage: Eukaryota; Viridiplantae; Streptophyta; Magnoliopsida; Proteales; Proteaceae. The transcript is spliced from 11 exons. The record is from RefSeq and is a predicted model, not a curated record.